AUGACUGGCAUCAGGUUGGUUUUCACAUUGGACGGUACUCUGACCAAUGAGACUUUUCUUGCAGUGAUAGAUACCACUUCCUCUGCAUCUUGUGAAAUGAGAAUUAUUGCGGAGCGCGAAAAAUAUUGGGAAACAAAAGACAAUUUUAAUUUUAGUAUAUUAUGUAAUUAACAACGUAGAAUACUAUACCCUGGCCCAGAUGAUUUUUUAGGUUUGGCGAACGCGAAAUGCGAGAAAACGCGCGAAGAAAAAGGAAAAACCUCUGGUGAAUUUGUUAGCGAUUCCUGGUUCUGAUAAAGAAUGCAAAAAUAUAUAUUUAUAUUCAUUCUCUUUAUUAAUCUUGCAAUAUACAUUCAAUUUAAUCCUGCAAUAUACAUUCAAAAAAUCUGUAUUUUAUAAAUUUAUUAAACACACCUCUUUGGGCCGACGUGAACUUUGUCUGUUAAUACAAAAGCAAGCAAAUUUGUCUUGUAGAUUUCAAAUGAAACCAUUCCUCUCCAUUUCGCAUUUCGAAUAAUAGACUCGGGAUUACAAAAUGCGAAUGUAAACUCUCCAUCUAGUAUUGCUUUCUCGUCCUCUUCGUUUGACAGUGAAGUAUUAGAAGUAACACGGCAUCCACGCUUUCUUAGUUCACGGACGUGAGAGUCAAUGAAAGAGUUCAAUUUGCAAAUGACUAUUAAGAUGGGUUUCUCCAGAAAAUUGUGGCUUUUGCCAAGUCGUCGUGCUGCUCUCGGUGUUAGAACUUUGGAAUAUUAAACUCUUCCCAUAUUAAACCGAUAGCAAGAUGCAAAUACAUUUUUAAUGUGAAUCAAAUUGGACAAGGCGCGGUAUUGAUGCUCCGUUAAACUUUUAAUUCAGGAAAUUUAUCAAUCUAUCUAUUAAUGCAGCCUAUAAAACUGCUUCUUUCAACUUUUGUUCGUUUAUUUAAUAAUAUAGACAUUUCAAAAUUCAAAUGUUUCAAUUCAAUCAAAACACGAAACGCCUGCGAACAGGCUAUGAUGUUUACAAUAUCCAAUCAGAACACGUAGUCUAUCGAACCUAUAGUCAGAAGCCAAUCAACUCUUUGCUUCCAUUUUUGAAAGUUAUGUGUGGAAUGUGAACCCAAAAACUACGCCAAUUUCACCAGAGGGUUAUUCAAAACCGGCGAAAAUAAAUACCCUCUGGUUCCAGGGUAAGAAUACUAUUGUUCUGGUUUGAAUAUUUUUUUAAUUAAUUUGCAGACUUCACAAACUUAUAAUGGUGGUUACUGCACAGCUCAAAAGUUAGGAACUUACAGGAUAGCCAUUCAAUAUUGUGAUGGCAGUAAUUGGUUAACUUUACAGCCACCGGGACCUAAUGAAAAACCAAAAGGUGUUUCAGGUAAAUAACGUAAAUGAAAUUACAAAAGUAUAAUAGUACUACACAGGUUAUAGUUAUUAUAUUUGUGUUGUUUUUGGAAACAGUAAUAUUAAUGUUGUUGGUGAUAACGCACAUACAUAGUACUAAUAAUGUUAAUAUGGGUUGUAUAAUAUGGCAGAGUUAAUGUUAAUAUAAAAAUUGCAGUUAUGGUUAAUUUGCGGUGAUGGAAUUAUUAGUGUACGUAGUGCAAUUUCCUAGUUAUGGUAAAUAGUAAUGUGUAAAUUCUUGUGGUAACGGUAAUGGUAGUGGUGCUGAUGUUUUAAGGUGAUAGAUGAUAGUGGUGUUGAUAAUAUAGUUAUGCAUGGUAGUACUUCCAGUUAAACUGUCCACGCACCAUGGACGUUUUUAACAGUUAUUUUGACUUCCCCAGGCAGAAGUUGUCGUGACAUCUUAAAUAAAGGCCUGAGCCGUGGAGACGGAGAUUAUUUGAUAAAACCAGAUAGCAGCGGUAAAGCAAUUAAAGUUAAAUGUGACAUGUCUUCCUUUGGUGGUGGGUGGACCAUGUGCUACACAACAGAUAGGCAUGUUAAUAUCAAGACUGAGCUUGUCACCAAGCCGUCCACUGGCUAUCGAGCAGAUUGCAACAAUAUACCA
Molecule: messenger RNA, 1992 nt
Organism: Paramuricea clavata
Lineage: Eukaryota; Metazoa; Cnidaria; Anthozoa; Malacalcyonacea; Plexauridae
Source: the annotation of a GenBank genome assembly